UGUUUGGGACCAAUAAACCAGGCAAACCAACCGCAGCUGCUGGAUCCCCUCUGAAUUCAGGAGGAAAGGUGUUCCAGGCUGUGAUAAUUCACCCAGGGAGCCUUGGCACAUUUGUUUUUUUCUGCAUAAACUUGAAAAACAUAGAAGGGAUGCCAACAUAUUCCGAGUGUUGAUUCCUGCAUUGUUUUGAAGGCAGUUCUGGGGGGAUGGAUGCGAGCAGAGGCGCACCGAGGCAGCGCUGACACAGACCCGGCUCAGCUGUGGAAAACCCAGGAGGACAAACCGACGACUGCUUUUAAAACAUUAACAGGCCACAGAUCAGCGGCUGCUCCUUAUUCUGCACGUGUUCGGAUUUCAUAUGAGGAUCUGGAAGAAAAAGCACGUUUCCAAUCUACUCUCUUGCUUUGCAAUGAGAGAGAAAACAGCAGCGCUUUGAUUUCUUAAUUCCCUUCUCCCCAUCUCGCCCUGGUUUGUUUCCUGCUCUUCCAGCUGUGAUUAUCUCCUGCUUUCAUGUUCUGGCUUUGCUGUUGUCGAUCACUGUGGGAUCAACUCGUUUAGAUUUCAAAAGUGUGCAAAAGAGAGGACAGCGCUGGCACCCAUCCAUGCGCGCUGCGCGCCGUGUUUUUAUGAUUAAUAUGCAACUGUGACUUUAAACGGAGGCAGAAAAUAUCGCAUGCUUCUUACAUCUGCUCGCUGCACACUGGAAGGAAUCAUUUCUUUGAUGCAAAUUUCUGCAAACGCUCUGAUUUUGAACCUUUUUUUAACCGGCUGUCAGUGACGCAACCUCUCACAUAGACUGCACGAGAAAUCCACGCGUGGAAGGGCGUGAACUUGGCAACAUCCUCCUCAUAAAUAAAGCAUCUUCUUAUUCAUAAUCCCAACUCGCGCAGUUUGCAGCCAUCUAAAGUCAUCCUGCUGGGAACGAUGGAUCUGAAAGCGGACUCGGAGGACAUGGACUACAAGCAGCCGGCUCCCAUUGAAGUUUUUGCCACCAGGUCCACGCUGCACGGCAUCUCGCACAUGUUCACUUAUGAACGAAAGUACGUGAAGCGCAGCCUGUGGAUCGUGUUCUUCAUGGCCUCUUUGGGGGUGUUGGUGAUGGUCUGCGUGGACAGGGUGCAGUUUUACUUCGCUUAUCCCCACGUCACCAAGCUGGACGAGGUGGCCGCGUCCAUGAUCGUGUUCCCUGCGGUCACCUUCUGCAACCUCAACUCCUUCCGCUUCAGCCAGGUGACUCCUAACGACCUGUACCACGCGGGGGACUUCCUCGCCCUGCUCAAUGGAAGGUAUGAAAUCCGGGAUCCACAUCUGGUAGAGGAGAGUGUUCUGAAGACCUUAAAGGAGAGGACAGACUUUGACAACUAUAAGCCUCGACCUUUCAACAUGCGUGAAUUCUACGAUCGAACGGGCCACGAUAUUAAGGAAAUGCUGCUCUCCUGUUCCUACAGAGGGAUGGAGUGCAGUGCUGAACACUUCAAAGUGAUAUUUACACGCUACGGGAAAUGCUACACAUUUAAUUCAGGCCAAGAUGGGCGUCCCCUACUGGUGACGAUGAAGGGUGGGACUGGUAACGGCCUGGAGCUAAUGCUGGACAUCCAGCAGGAUGAAUACCUGCCUGUGUGGGGAGAGACUGAUGAAACGUCGUUUGAAGCGGGGAUUAAAGUUCAGAUCCACACACAAGAUGAGCCGCCAUUCAUAGACCAGCUUGGCUUCGGAGUGGCGCCAGGAUUUCAGACUUUUGUUUCCUGUCAGGAACAACGGCUGACGUACUUGCCCCCACCGUGGGGUGACUGCAAGUCCUCGGCAAUGGACUCAGACUUCUUCAGCACUUACAGCAUCACUGCCUGCAGAAUCGACUGUGAGACACGAUACCUGGUGGAGAACUGCAACUGCAGGAUGGUCCACAUGCCUGGAGAUGCCCCAUACUGCACCCCGGAGCAGUACAAGGAAUGUGCAGACCCUGCCUUGGACUUUCUUGUUGAGAGGGAUAAUGAUUACUGCGUGUGCGAGACUCCGUGCAACUUGACUCGAUAUGGCAAAGAGCUGUCCUUUGUGAAGAUACCCAGCAAGGCGUCCGCAAAGUACCUUGCCAAGAAAUUCAACAAGACUGAACAGUACAUUGCUGAUAACAUUCUGGUUCUGGAUAUCUACUUUGAAGCACUGAACUAUGAAACCAUUGAACAAAAGAAAGCCUACGAACUGGCAGGCCUUCUGGGCGAUAUCGGAGGUCAGAUGGGUCUCUUCAUAGGAGCCAGUAUCCUCACUGUUCUUGAGCUCUUUGACUAUCUGUAUGAGGUGAUCAAGUACAAGCUGUGCAGAUGCAUGAAGAAGAAACACAAAGGCCGCAGCAACAACGAUCGGGGAGCUGUGCUGAGCCUGGAUGAUGUGAAACACCAUGCUCCUUGUGACAACCUGCGUACACCAUCUUCAUACCCCGGGAACAUGCUACCUCACCAUCCGGGCCAGGGCAACUUUGAAGACUUCACUUGCUGAGCAGACCUCAGUAAAGCAUCACCGUGCGUGUUAUGCAACCAAAGCCGACCGUGCAGCAAGAACUAUCUGACGCACAGACAGGGAGGAACUGCUGCUGAUGAAUAUAACAGAGGCACUUUUUACAUAGAAACUAAUAAUAAAAUAUAAAAAAUAUUAAACACGAUAAAAGGAUUUUCAUCUAAAAGCCAAGUGAAGACAAAAGCCCUGAAGAUUAAAACGUAUAUUUUGAUUUUUAGACAAACAUUUCAUGCAACGCUCGAAACUUUUUGCGUCUUCCUUUGGAAUACUGCCACAGCGGAUACUGGUGGAGAAGGCUGGCCAACAAGGAACCUUCUGUGAAAAAGAAAAAAAAAUAGGAAAAGAAAAAAACAUUAAAGGUUACUGAAAAUUGUACAGUAAUUUCACCGCAAACAAUAAAAAAACCUCCAUGCCUUUAUGUAUGUGAGACAAGAACAUGAUGCGACCAUAUGACCCCCACAUCUGCUUCUGUGAUGAUAUUCAUGACGCUAACUCCACUGUACAUGUAGCAACACAAGGAGAGGAACAGCUGCUAUAGUCGGCUUCAGAAUGCAACUCUGCUCAUCGCUGAUGAGGACAUUUUAAUGGUGGGGGGGAGCAGAAGCAGCAGCGGAGGUGAAACAAUUAACAUAUGAAAAUGUACUGGUGAAAAUUUCAGGUCUCAUUUUCAUGGUAAUGCAUGCUUGUAUCUGUCCAGUGCAUGUUUUUUUUUUCAUUUCAUUUCUACUUCUAGUUGAGUUUAAUGUCUUCAUGUUCUGAACAUAUAAAUAUAUAUAUGAAUAUACAUUUACAUUGUAAUUACAAAGUCUGCUUCAGUGAUGAGCAGGUAGAGGAAGAUGAUUUCUGUGUUUUUUGCUUACUGGUGUGUGUGUAGGGGUGUGUGUGUGUGUGCAGGGCGUCAUCUGUAAUGCCCAACCUGGUGAAUGUUGGCUAAUCGUCCUGUUCUCAGUUUCUCACAUGUGCCGAAUGAGUUGAAGAAUCUUCGCUCACCUUCAUUUAAGUUUGCAUUGACCUCAAAGAAAGGGGAUUUCUUUUUAUAACCAUCGGUUCUAUUUCUGUUCACGUUUAUUCAUGAAUAACUUGCAUUUCUCUGGGGCUUCUAGAAAUGUUCACUAUCUGUUUUCUAGUUGCAAAAGUCUUACCGAAGCACAAUAUCAUAAGUGUGUAGAGAUGAUCUAAAAGAAAACUUACUAUUGUUCUUGAUAUAUUGUCAUAUUAGGAUCAUGUUAAUCCCACUUUUUUUGUUUUGUUUUUUUCAUAUCAUUCUUGUUAAGUUUGAAAUGACCAUUUCUGGGUCAGGGUAAAGGCCUGGCCUGUCCAUUUAGUUACCGAGGCAUAAAUAAAAUGUAACUAUGGUUUUUGAAAUUUGUCUUGUGAGGAUUUCUUCUCAAUAGCAAAUUAACUUUUAAAAGCUUUGAUUUGGUGGAGCAAACAGAAGCAGACGAUGUUUUUUCAUCACCAACUAGAGUGUGAAGUUUUGUUUUUAAUCACAAGUUGCUCUUGGUAAAAUCUGAUUAAGAUUCAUCUGGGGUUACAUCAGCUAAUCAGCUUGUAAUUUGGAGUGUUGCCUUUCAACACUUUAUUUUGAAUUAAAUCAGCUUUAAAAAAAAAAGGGUUUGGGGGAAACGAAUGUGGCAUUAAAGAAGAAAUGGCUUAACUCUGUCAACCCUUCAUUUGUGCCGCCGUUGAAAUGCUGUAAGCCACAAUGUUUCUGUUUUUUCGAGUCCAUGCCUUUAAAAUGUAAUUACACUUUCAGUAGUUAAGUGACAAAAGGAUGGAUGGGGAAUAUCUUGCACUGCCAGUUUAAGUUUAAUCAAUAUUGUCAAUCAACCAGCAGUUGAACACUAUGGGCGACAACUAUUGGGUUUUUUCUUUAGAUCUGCUGCCAACUGGUGCACAUGUAGCAGUUAUGUGAUGCGUAACUUUCUUAAUAUUGGAACCCAAAAAAUAAUGUAUUUGCCGCUCGCUGUGUGAGGCGUCGUGGGUCAUCUGACGAGGAGAGCGGUCGUUUUGCCUUAUAAUUUUUUCAUGAUUUCCUUUAGCGGUGGACGCACACGUUUUUUUGUUGCCCAUCAAAAUUGAGAGCACAUUUAUUUUUUAUCAGUUCACAGGAGAAGCCUCCACCGGUGGCUACACAUGAAUAUACAAGCUUAAAAUUUCACGCCAAGAAUCUGUUAUGUCUGAUGAAGACUUUACUGUGUUUAAAUGUGUGAAACAUGACUUUUCCCUCCAGCGGUUUUUAUUAACUGGUGUUGUACCUGCCGAGAAGACAAAUUAAUUAAGAAAUAAAGAGUGAAGGUGUUCAUUU
Molecule: messenger RNA, 4819 nt
Organism: Cyprinodon tularosa
Lineage: Eukaryota; Metazoa; Chordata; Actinopteri; Cyprinodontiformes; Cyprinodontidae
Gene: asic1b
Product: acid-sensing (proton-gated) ion channel 1b
Exons: 11
Coding region: 925-2493 (522 amino acids)
Biological process (GO): sodium ion transmembrane transport
Cellular component (GO): membrane
Source: RefSeq, a predicted model, not a curated record